AUGAGACUCUACCUCAACGAAAGCCCCCGGACGUUCGUGGUGGCCGACUCGUCAUAUGCACUUGUGAUCCGCCACCCGGACCCCGAGUACAAGGAGCUGUCCCACCGGCACGUGCACCAUAUUCAUCACGACAGGCCCAAACACUCCGACAGCAACCAGGCCGGCAACAAGGUUUUGGUGGAGUUUUUGCGCACAGACGCGCUCCGGCUCUCGAAAUUCCGCGACAUCACGCCGCACAAGGCGCGGUCCAGCAAGCUGCUCCAUGGGUUCUUGGGGCUCUUGAAUGUCAAGGGCUUCAUCCAUUUGGGCUUCGUCACCAAGGCCACCAAGGUCGCGUCGCCGCAAUUGAACGAGAGCAUCCACAUGAUCGACGACGUGGCGUUCUACUGCCUCAACAGCGACCGUUUCGACGCGUGGAUCGGCACCAACGACGAGGACCUCCAGGCUGUCAGCACCGAGGAGCCCGAGGGCUCUUUGAGCGGGUACCCCGCCGCGUCGGUGCGGCGCAUGCUUUCGCUGGGCCACUUCUACUUCUCCAAGGAGUUCGACGUGUCGUGCACGCUCCAGGAAAGGGGGUACGUGGGCGCCCCCCGGCACACGGCCUCGUCCGACGACCCGUAUUUCCGGCGCUUUGCCUGGAACAGGUACAUGGUGGACGAGCUCGUCGAGAUGCGCACCGCGCUCAACCCGUUUGAGCGCAUGAAGUUCGACUCCACGGGCUUCCUCACGGUGGUCACGCGGGGCUAUGCCAAGUCCGUCAACGUGGCCCUCGAAGACAACGAAAGCGCGCUCUUGACUUUGGUUUCCAAGCAGUCGUGCAAGAAGUCCGGCGCGCUCUUUGGCGAGCUGGGCUGCGACGACGAGGGCGAGGUCCCGAACUUCGUCGAGAGCGAGGUGAUCAUCUACUCGGAGAAGUACAGCUUCUCGUACGUGGUCAUCCGGGGCAACGUGCCCAGUUUUUGGGAGCUCGAGAAGAACUCGCUCAUGCUGUCCAGGAACAACAAGCGCAUCAAGCUCACCCGCUCCUUCGAGGCGUCCAGCCACGCGUUCUUGCGCCACUUCGACAACUUGAGCAAGCACUUUGGCGACGUGCAUGUCAUCAACUGUCUUCUGCAAGACAGGUCGUCAUACAAGGGCGAGCUUGGCGAAAACUACAGGAAGCACUUCGACGAGUACGUCCAGUACAAGGAGAGCCUGCUUCUAGAUAGGGAGGAGCUCGCGGAGGAGCACAAGGUGGCCAUCCACAACGCCAAGGUCAGCUUCACGUCCAUGCCUCUCUCACUCUCCUACGUACGCAAAAUCGGGUACUCGGCCGUCAACCCGAAAGACGUGGUGAAUCCCAUUACCGAGUCGAUAGUCGACUUCGGCGCCUUGUUCUUCGAUGUCAAGAGACGCACCUACGUCGGGAAGCAGUUGGGUGUGUUCAGAGUCAACUCGUUCGACUGCUUGACCAAGGCCAAUUUCGUGUCUAAAAUCAUCAGCCAGGAGGUGAUUAACCUAGCUUUCAGAGACAUGGGCAUCUCAGUCCCGGUGGACCUUUUACAGCAGCACGCGCAGCUAUGGUCCGAAAACGACGAGGUGCUUAAAAGCAUCACUCAUGCAUAUAUGUCUUCGAGAAGCAAAGUGAAGUCUCUGUCCACAAAGCGCAUGAUCAAAGAACAAUUGACAAAGAAAUAUUUCAAUGUCAUGCGUGACCCAAAGGCAAGCGAGCUGGCCAUGCUCAAGUUGCUCGGUCGUUUGCAAGACCAGAAGGGCGUUGUUCUAUACAACCCUUUCCACCAGUACGUGAACUUGAAAUUGAAAGAGCGGGCUCAAGAAUUCACGUCGCGCCAGAAAAUCAAGAUCUUCACGGCAACUUUCAACGUUAACGGCACCGUGUAUAGUGACGAGGACUUGAAAGAGCUAAUAUACCCCUCAAGGCACGGGGUUGACCAAAAUUACGAUCUUGUAUUCAUAGGGUUUCAAGAGAUCGUUGAACUCACUCCUGGGAAGAUGAUCUCAGUGAAGUCUGAUAACUUCAACAACUGGGAACAUAUCCUCAAAAGAAUUUUGAAUGAACACAACCCAAGCAGGGAAAAGUAUGCUUCUUUAUGGGGCUGGCAGAUGGGUGGAAUCGCAAUGUUUCUAUUUAUCAAAGAGAGUCAGCUUGGAUACAUUUCGAGUAUCGAAGGGUCUAUAAAAAAGACAGGACUUGGUGGUAUGAGCGCCAAUAAAGGAGGGAUUGCUGUGAGCUUUGAUUACUCCACCUCGCUGAUAUGUCUUAUUUGUUCACAUUUGGCUGCUGGUCACAGCAAUGUAGAGGAAAGACACCAGAACUACAAAACGAUCUCGAAAGGAAUCGUAUUCUUUAAGCACAAGAAAGUAAGGGAUCAUGAUUUUGUUAUUUGGUUGGGUGACUUUAACUUCCGAAUCGAUUUGCCGAUCGACGAGGUCAAGCAUUUAAUUAAUGUUCGGGACUUUCAAAAGCUUUUCGAAUACGACCAGCUAAACAAGCAAAUGGCUGACGGAGAAAGUUUCCCAUUCUUUGAUGAGAAGGAAAUCACAUUUCCUCCGACUUACAAAUUUGAUAACAACACAAGAGAGUACGAUACGUCGGAGAAGCAGCGUGUGCCUGCGUGGACUGAUCGCAUAUUGAGCCUCUCGAGAAACAAAAUGUUGGAACAGGAAGUAUACGACUGCGAGGAAAAUAUCGUAUUUUCAGAUCAUAGACCAGUAUUCUCCAUCUUCACUGCGUCUGUUGAGGUCGUGGAUGAAAGAGCCAAGAAAGACAUUUCUCAAGAAAUUUAUGAAAGCUAUACAGAGGUUGUGGGCGACAUAAACUUUCUUCUUACUGCAGGAGAUGUCACAAAGUAUGUGACAGACGUCUGGGAGAAAGCCAUACCGCCACCUAGUUCUGACGAAUCUAAAUGGUGGCUCAAACCGGGGAAAUCAGCAAAGGUCAGUAUAAAAGAACUUGAAACAAAUGGGAGUGAGCCGGGCUCCGAUCUCAUUUUCAAUCCUCAGGCUCCCAUUAAUCCUUUUGAGGAAACCUCGGCGCCAAUGUUUAUCAAAAGAGAGUCGUUGUGGGAAAUAGUGAGGGCUUCGGAACAACCUGCCUCAUAA
Metschnikowia bicuspidata var. bicuspidata NRRL YB-4993 is the source of this 3102-nucleotide messenger RNA. RefSeq names its product phosphoinositide 5-phosphatase (gene INP51). Gene Ontology annotation, biological process: phosphatidylinositol dephosphorylation. Gene Ontology annotation, cellular component: cytoplasm; membrane. Gene Ontology annotation, molecular function: phosphatidylinositol-3,5-bisphosphate 5-phosphatase activity; phosphatidylinositol-4,5-bisphosphate 5-phosphatase activity. The record is from RefSeq and is a predicted model, not a curated record. Bases 1 to 3102 code for a protein of 1033 amino acids. NCBI's taxonomy places the organism in Eukaryota, Fungi, Ascomycota, Pichiomycetes, Serinales, Metschnikowiaceae. The transcript has a single exon.